AUGGUACAAAUUCGCCUGCUGCUGGGUGAGGCUGAUGAGCAGCCGGGGCCGCGCGUGGCUCUGCUCCGCACGCCCAGCGGGAUGCUCUCACCCCCCGGGCACCGGGACGGCACCGUCCCCGCUCACCGCCGCUACGGCGCCUCCAAAAAGGCCGGGCAGCUCUUCACGUUCUCCCAAGUUUCUGCUGCCACAGGUGCCUCCGCAGUCACGGAUGCGGGGGAGCGCACAGCCUGGGCUCCCGGGCCCCCGGAAUUACCGGGGAGUUUUCAGCUGGGGGUGACCGAGGAGAUGGAGCGCGAGCGGCGCAGGCCGUGUGUCAGAGCAGGACUCGGGGAGAUGCUGCACAGCCGGCACCGGCAGGAGCUGCCCCCGCCCGCAGGCACAGACCAUCACUGGGAAGAGGCAGAGGUCGGCACGGACGGGCUCAGGGCCCUCUCCGGUGUGAGCGCCGGCGUUUUCCCGGCGGGGACCCCGCGCCACAGCCACGCGCAGCGAGCCCGGCGCGCACGUUUAAAACUUGCUUAUAGCCUGAAGCGCGACCAUAAAAAUGACAUCGGAGCACGCCUGAUUUAUUCGGUCACCGGUGAUUUCCAGGACAAGUUUGCUGAGUUUGCAGAGUCUCAGCAAGGAGGAAUCUUUGAGUAUGCGGAUGGCCCCAAUACCCAGGUUAUGAGUGCUGAGGAGCAAGCCUUCAGAUUUUCUGCCAAUAUUAUUAAUAGAAACAGAACUUUGUUGCCUAACACAACACUAACCUAUGACAUUCAGAGGAUACACUUCCACGACAGCUUUGAAGCCACUAAGAAAGCCUGUGACCAGCUCGCUCUGGGGGUCGUGGCAAUAUUCGGACCUUCCCAAGGCUCCUGUACCAAUGCCGUCCAGUCUAUCUGCAAUGCCCUGGAAGUGCCCCACAUCCAGCUCCGGUGGAAGCAUCACCCGUUGGAUAACAAGGACACUUUCUACGUCAACCUCUAUCCCGACUACGCCUCGCUCAGCCACGCCAUCCUGGACCUCGUGCAGUAUUUGAAAUGGAGGUCAGCCACCGUGGUGUACGACGACAGUACAGGCCUCAUACGGCUGCAGGAGCUCAUCAUGGCCCCAUCGAGGUACAACAUCCGGCUGAAGAUCCGCCAGCUCCCGCUGGACACCGACGAUGCGCGGCCGCUGCUGAAGGAGAUGAAGCGGGGCAGGGAAUUCCGCAUCAUCUUCGACUGCAGCCACCUGAUGGCGGCUCAGAUCCUCAAGCAGGCCAUGGCAAUGGGAAUGAUGACAGAAUACUACCACUUCAUCUUCACCACUCUGGAUCUUUAUGCAUUAGACCUAGAACCAUACCGCUACUCUGGAGUGAACCUGACCGGCUUCCGGAUCCUCAACGUGGAGAACCCACACGUGUCCUCCAUCAUCGAGAAGUGGUCCAUGGAGCGGCUGCAGUCAGCGCCUAAGGCGGAGCUGGGGCUGCUCGAUGGCGUGAUGAUGACAGACGCUGCCCUGUUGUACGACGCGGUGCACGUGGUCUCCGUCUGCUACCAGCGCGCCCCUCAGAUGACUGUGAACUCCCUGCAGUGCCAUCGGCACAAAGCCUGGAGGUUCGGUGGCCGCUUCAUGAACUUUAUAAAAGAGGCUCAAUGGGAAGGACUAACGGGACGAAUCGUCUUUAAUAAAACUAGCGGUUUACGGACAGAUUUUGACUUGGAUAUCAUCAGCCUCAAAGAAGAUGGUCUCGAAAAGGUUGGAGCGUGGAGCCCUUCUGAUGGUUUGAACAUCACAGAAAUUUCCAAAGGACGAGGGCCUAAUGUCACAGACUCGCUGAGCAACAGAUCUCUGAUUGUCACCACUGUCCUGGAAGAGCCCUUUGUCAUGUUCCGUAAGUCCGACACGGCCCUGUUCGGGAACGACCGCUUUGAGGGUUACUGCAUCGACCUCCUGAAGGAGCUGGCCAUCAUCCUGGGCUUCACCUACGAGAUCCGGCUGGUGGAGGAUGGCAAGUACGGGGCGCAGGAUGAGAAGGGGCAGUGGAACGGCAUGAUCAAGGAGCUCAUCGACCACAAAGCUGAUCUGGCCGUUGCUCCUCUCACCAUCACCCACGUUCGGGAGAAAGCGAUAGACUUCUCCAAGCCCUUUAUGACCCUGGGGGUCAGCAUCUUGUACCGCAAGCCCAACGGGACCAACCCCAGCGUGUUCUCCUUCCUCAACCCCCUGUCUCCUGACAUCUGGAUGUACAUCCUCCUUGCCUACCUGGGCGUCAGCUGCGUGCUCUUUGUCAUCGCCAGGUUCAGCCCAUACGAGUGGUACGAUGCUCACCCCUGUAACCCAGGAUCAGACAUCGUGGAGAAUAACUUCACCCUAUUGAACAGCUUCUGGUUUGGGAUGGGAGCACUGAUGCAGCAAGGCUCUGAGCUGAUGCCCAAAGCACUGUCUACACGGAUCAUUGGUGGCAUAUGGUGGUUCUUCACCCUAAUUAUCAUCUCGUCCUACACGGCCAACCUUGCCGCCUUCCUGACGGUGGAGAGGAUGGAAUCCCCCAUCGACUCUGCAGAUGACUUGGCAAAGCAGACAAAAAUAGAGUAUGGAGCAGUGAAGGAUGGAGCUACUAUGACCUUCUUCAAGAAAUCCAAAAUUUCCACGUUUGAAAAAAUGUGGGCUUUCAUGAGCAGCAAACCCACAGCUCUUGUUAAAAACAACGAGGAAGGAAUCCAGCGGACCCUCACGGCCGAUUACGCCCUGCUGAUGGAGUCAACCACCAUCGAGUACAUCACCCAGAGGAACUGCAACCUGACGCAGAUCGGGGGGCUCAUUGAUUCCAAAGGCUACGGGAUUGGGACUCCCAUGGGGUCACCGUACAGGGACAAGAUCACUAUUGCCAUCCUCCAGCUCCAGGAGGAGGACAAGCUCCACGUAAUGAAGGAGAAGUGGUGGCGAGGGAAUGGCUGCCCUGAGGAUGAGAACAAGGAGGCCAGCGCUCUGGGCAUCCAAAACAUCGGUGGGAUUUUCAUUGUCUUGGCAGCAGGCUUGGUGCUCUCCGUCUUCGUGGCCAUGGUGGAGUUCAUCUACAAGCUGCGCAAAACGGCGGAGCGCGAGCAGCGCUCCUUCUGCAGCGCCAUGGCCGAUGAGAUCCGGCUGUCGCUCACCUGCCAGCGCCGGGUCAAGCACAAGCCCCAGCCACCCGUCAUGGUGAAGACGGACGCCGUGAUCAACAUGCACACGUUCAACGACCGACGGCUGCCGGGGAAGGACAACAUGACCUGCAACACGGGGUUGACACCUGUGUUUCCCUAGGGAAUGGGAGCGGGGGGCGGGAGGGAAGGAAUGGCAGCAGACAAGGCUGGAUGCACUCUUAACUAGGGAAGCAAGGAUUAAAAACCGAG
This is a messenger RNA of Charadrius vociferus (killdeer), 3362 nucleotides long. It is a transcript of the gene GRIK3, whose product is annotated as glutamate receptor, ionotropic, kainate 3. The transcript has 19 exons. NCBI's taxonomy places the organism in Eukaryota, Metazoa, Chordata, Aves, Charadriiformes, Charadriidae. Gene Ontology annotation, biological process: monoatomic ion transport; modulation of chemical synaptic transmission; synaptic transmission, glutamatergic. The record is from RefSeq and is a predicted model, not a curated record. Gene Ontology annotation, cellular component: postsynaptic membrane; plasma membrane; kainate selective glutamate receptor complex. The coding region runs from base 1 to 3273 and encodes 1090 amino acids. Gene Ontology annotation, molecular function: transmitter-gated monoatomic ion channel activity involved in regulation of postsynaptic membrane potential; kainate selective glutamate receptor activity.